AUGCCCGGAUGUAUGACGAAUGCAGUGCAGCUGAUGAAUUUUACUGUAAGUGGCCAUUUUCUGGGAAAAACAGCAGUAAAAAUACGUUUACUGGGCGCAGAUGAGGUGCUAUCGGACGAAGACCGAUCUCUUCACGAAAUACCAAAAGAAGAAAUGGACUUCCAUCGUAGUAGCCUGCUGGACGUUUGGGUUAUCCAGGAUAGCAAGCGACUUGUCAAUCGAUUGUUUCUAUCAUCGUUGGUUAUUCUGAUCGUCAUUGCGAAUGUAUUGAUGGGUUGCGAG
Molecule: messenger RNA, 282 nt
Organism: Gongylonema pulchrum
Lineage: Eukaryota; Metazoa; Nematoda; Chromadorea; Rhabditida; Gongylonematidae
Source: the annotation of a GenBank genome assembly